Molecule: messenger RNA, 1122 nt
Organism: Mytilus trossulus (common blue mussel)
Lineage: Eukaryota; Metazoa; Mollusca; Bivalvia; Mytilida; Mytilidae
Product: neurogenic locus notch homolog protein 1-like
Exons: 8
Coding region: 43-1122 (359 amino acids)
Molecular function (GO): carbohydrate binding; Notch binding
Source: RefSeq, a predicted model, not a curated record
AUUCAGUUCGCUCUGUUAAAACACCAAUACAUCAUCUUAACUAUGAAGUUACAGAGUCUGUGCGUACUUGUGUUUGUCUGUGGUGUUAGUUGUAUGAACCAAGACAUUUUCAGAAAAUAUUUGGUGGCAAGACAACAAAGAUUAUUGGAAAGACACCAUGGAGGCAGCGGCAGUGAAGAGGAUGACGUAUUUGACGAUGAUGAGGUAGUCACAAUAACUUGUGGUGAAGGAGAAGUAAUCCAGGUGGUUGAUGCAAACUAUGGCAGUCAAGCAAAACCUCGUCAACCAAGAAAAUAUCAUAAGCAUGGAAAAGGACGUAAAGGCGGCAAAUCUGAAAAAGAUCAAUGUAGCGACCCACAGUCAUUAGUAAAGGUGAAGGGCGAAUGUAAUGGAAGGCAAGCAUGUGAAUUUACAGUCAGCAACCUUUUUAAUGAGGAUGAUUGUAUAAAUGAGGAAAUGCUUGCAGCAAGGUCAGGGUCAAAGUCCGGCAAUGAUAUUCAACUCUGGUUUGAUUACAAAUGUAUACCUCAUCCAUGUGUAAACCAUUACUGUGCACAUGAAGGUAUAUGCGUUUUAGUCGAUCUGAUAGAUUUGACCCCUCAAUGUGAUUGCGUGAACGAGUGGACAGGUGCCCAUUGUGACGACAACCCAUGCGAAGCAGACCCAAGCCCAUGUCCAGAAAGAAGCACGUGUUCAAUAACUGGUGAUGGAAGUGCCAGUUGCUGUUGUGAUGAAGGCUAUACGGGAGAUAAUUGCGACGUAUUAGUGGAUGCAUGUACCGUUAAUCCCUGUCAAAACGGUGGACAAUGUACCCUAGAUAGCCAAGGACUUCCUGUGUGCACAUGUGUAUCUGAUUUUGAAGGAACAUUUUGUGAUGUAAAUUGUCAAUGGCCAAUGAGUUCGUGCCCUACAGGUUUUACCGAGAUACCCACGGGUAGUAGGAAUUGUUAUUAUACGUGUGAUACAGAAACUAGUUGGCUUGGUGCAGUGUUCGAGUGUCGGGCACAGGGUGCAUAUCUUUGGGAACCAAAUACUCAAACAGAACUUACUGCUGUUGGUCAAUUUCUGGAUGUAGCAGGUAUAGACACUGUUUUUUCUGCUAUUGAUGCAUAUUUUAAUUGA